Molecule: messenger RNA, 7038 nt
Organism: Epinephelus fuscoguttatus (brown-marbled grouper)
Lineage: Eukaryota; Metazoa; Chordata; Actinopteri; Perciformes; Serranidae
Gene: sbf2
Product: SET binding factor 2
Exons: 41
Coding region: 83-5716 (1877 amino acids)
Source: RefSeq, a predicted model, not a curated record
CUCCUUCUGUCAAACAUGGCUGUGCUUUGGAAGCAGGAAAAAUGCUGAAUUGUGUUGGUAUAUCUCGGGAAAAGCAGCAGACAUGGCUAGAUUUGCUGACUAUUUUAUUGUCGUGGGAUACGAUCAGGAGAAAGCCGGUUCAGGGGAGGGAUGUGGAAAGAUCAUUCAGCGAUACCCCAAGACGGACUGGGAGGGAACGGCGUUUCCUCAGGGGGUGGAGAUGUUCUGCCAGCCUGGAGGUUGGAGGUUGUCCAGAGACAGGAAAGCACCCACCUUCUUCACCGUUGUGCUGACAGAUAUCGAUUCAGACCGCCACUACUGCUCCUGCCUCACUUUCUAUGAGGCUGAGGUCAAUCUGCAGGGAUCAAAGAGUAUUGAGGCUGAUGGAGAUGAAGAUGAGGAGGAAGAGGAGGAUGGCCUGAUCCAGCCAGCUCAAGUGUUUGCACCAAAAAGUCUCAUUCUCGUGUCCAGGCUGGAUUAUCCUGAAAUAUUCCGGGGGUGCUUGGGGCUGAUCUACACAGUGUACAUUGAUAGCCUGAAUUUCCCUUUAGAGGGUCUGGUGGCCAACCUCUUCACAUUCCAGGUUCCUGUUGCAGGUGGAUCCCAGAAGCUGUUUAGCCUGGGAGCAGGAGACCGGCAGCUCAUCCAGACGCCGCUGAACGACACGUUGCCUGUCACAUGCAAAAGUGUUGCUCUGCUCUUCCAGCAGCUGGGGAUCCAAAAUGUUCUAAGCCUGUUUUGUGCGGUUCUGACAGAACACAAGGUUUUGUUCCACUCCACCAGUUACCAGCGGCUCGGAGAGGCGUGUCGCGCUCUUGAAGCCCUCAUGUUCCCUCUUAAAUACAGCUACCCGUACAUCCCUAUUCUGCCUUCGCGGCUGCUGGAGGUGUUGAGCUCCCCCACUCCCUUCAUCAUUGGAGUGCACUCCAUGUUUCAGACUGAAAUACAGGAUCUGUUGGAUGUUAUUAUUGCUGACCUGGAUGGAGGAACAAUAAAAAUCCCUGAGUGCAUCCACUUGUCCCUGCUCCCUGAACCUCUGCUACACCAAACACAGACUUCUCUGUCUCUGGUUUUGCACCCUGAUCUGGAGAUAGCAGACAAUGCGUUCCCUCCGCCUCGCACUGCGCCCUCCAACCUCAAGUUGUUGGACAAGGAGGUGAGGGCCGUCUUUCUCAGGCUGUUUGCACAACUCUUCCAAGGUUACAGGUCUUGCCUGCAGCUCAUCCGCAUCCAUUCUGAACCCGUUAUUCACUUUCACAAGACUGCCUUCCUGGGCCAGCGAGGCCUCAUUGAGAAUGAUUUUCUGACCAAGGUUUUGGAUGGCAUGGCCUUCGCUGGCUUCGUCUCAGAGAGAGGUCCGCCUUACCGAGCCUGCGAUCUCUUUGAUGAGCUGGUGGCCUUAGACACUGACAGUUUUAAGGAAGAAGAGGUCAGCCCUGUCAAGCUGCAGAAGCACAUCAGGACGUUCUCUGAGCAGCUAUACAGAAAUGAGAAUCCAAACCCCCACAUGGCAUUCCAGAAGGUGCCUCGGCCAUCAGAGGGGUCCCACCUGCGGGUGCACCAGGUACCCUUUCCCCUGCUGGAUGACGACAAGGUGGAGCAGAUAGUGCUGGAGGGCAUGGCAAAAUACUGCUGCGCACCUCCUUCUACACGACCUGAGAGGAAGUGUGUCGUACCUGCAGGACCACCUGUCGUGUCCAUCAUGGGCAAGAGUGGCUCUGUGUUCAACAGCGCUCGCAGGCUGGAGGUGGUGCGGAGCUGCAUUUCCUUCAUCUUUGACAACAAGACCCUGGAGACUGAAAAGACGCUGCCGGCUGCACUGCGCGCACUAAAAGGCAAGGCCGCUCGCCAGUGUCUGACUGAGGAACUGAGUCUUCACGUCCAGCAGAACCGCGCCAUACUGGACAGCCAGCAAUUUGAUUACAUCAUUCGUAUGAUGAACUGUGCACUCCAGGACUGUUCCAGCUCUGAGGAGUAUACCGUGGCUUCUGCACUGCUGCCCCUGUCGACGGCCUUUUACAGGAAAUUGGCUGCCGGGGUGAACCAGUUUGCCUACACCUGCGUUCAGGACCAUCCCAUCUGGACCAACCAGCAGUUCUGGGAAGCCACUUUCUACAGUGAGGUCCAGGGUCAGAUCCGAUCCCUUUAUCUUAACACUCCAGAGGCGAAAGACACCAUCACUGCGAGGCUAAAGGAGGCAGGCCACGAGCCUGCAGCACCCAGAGAUGAGGAGCAGACAGCCAUGGACCUGGCAGCAGAGCAGCUGCGUUUGUGGCCCAGCCUGAGCAAGGAGAAGCAGCACGAGCUGGUGAAGAAUGAGGAGAGCACUGUGUUCAGCCAGGCCAUCCACUACGCCAGCCUCAUGGUUUACCUGCUAGUUCCUUUGGACACUAGCAAGCUCAAGCUGCUCCGCAAUGCCCCUGUCGCUGACUGGGAGAGCGGCAGCAACAGCAUCGUCACAAACAGCAUUGCUGGUAGCGUUGCAGAGAGCUUUGACACAGAGAGCGGGUUUGAGGACUCGGAGAACAGCGAUGUGGCCAACUCUGUGGUCAGGUUCGUCGCCCGCUUCAUCGACAAAGUGUGCACAGAGAGUGGAGUAACCCAGGAACACAUCAAGAGCCUGCAUAGCAUGAUCCCAGGCAUCGUUGCUAUGCAGAUGGAGGCGCUGGAGGCGGUUCACAGAGAGAGCAGGAGGUUACCUCCCAUUCAGAAGCCUAAGAUUCUGCGUCCAGCGCUGCUUCCUGGAGAGGAGUUGGUGUCAGAGGGGUUGCGGGUGCUUCUGGAUCCUGAUGGCAGGGAGGAGGCUACUGGGGGCCUCCUGGGGGGCCCUCAUAUCCUGCCAGCAGAGGGAGCCCUCUUUCUCACCACAUACCGCAUCAUUUUCAAAGGCACCCCCCAUGAUCCACUCGUCGGGGAGCAGGCAGUAAUCAGAGCUUUCCCAGUGUCCACGCUGACCAAAGAGAAAAAGAUCAGCAUUCAGAACCAGCUGCAGCAGAACAUACAGGAAGGCCUACAGCUCCGCUCUGCAUCAUUUCAGCUGAUAAAGGUGGCGUUUGAUGAGGAGGUGAGCUCUGAGAUGGUGGAGAUCUUCAGGAAGCACCUCCAGAGGAUCCGCUACCCACAGUCCAUCUUCAGCUCCUUUGCUUUUGCAGCAGGACAAACAACACCUCAGCUAAUCCUUCCAAAACAAAAAGAGAGGAACACCGGCUUCAGAACACUGUCCAAAACUAUUGUCAAAGGAGCAAAGCGGGCUGGGAAGAUCACCAUGGGCCGUGGCAGCCAGUCCACACUGAAGAAGAACGACAGAGGCAGCAGGAUGACCUGGCAUGAAGAUGAUGACAUUUCAAUAUCAGAUGACGGUGAACCGCCACCCAGUAGCACUUUGCGAGCAUCAGAGAAGUCCACCAUGGAGCAGCUGGUGGAGCAGUCCUGUUUCCGUGACUAUCAACGUCUUGGCCUGGGCACCAUCACCGCCAGCUCGUCUCGCUCCAAGUCAGGCGAGCAGUUCAGGAUCACAGCCGUGAACAGACUCUACUCCCUCUGCCGCAGUUACCCGGGGCUGUUGGUGGUUCCUCAGGCCGUACAGGACAGCAGUCUACACAAAGUGGCCCGCUGCUACAGACACAACCGUCUGCCUGUUGUGUGUUGGAAACAUCCUCGCACUAAAGCCGUGCUGCUCCGCUCAGGAGGCUUCCACGGCAAGAGUGUGGUGGGAUUGUUCAAGUCUCAGAACCCUUCCUCAACAGCUCCUGCCUCGUCCUCAGAAUCGUCCAGUAGUCUCGAACAAGAGAAGUACCUGCAAGCCAUCCUCGACUCUAUCCCCGUCUAUUUCAAAAUGAACGGGAACAACACCCUGUCCAACCGCUCCCUCAUCGGCCUUUCACCAGGCAGUGACAGGAGGACAUCCAGGAUGCCGAAGAUGGCUCCUGUCCAUUUAGACCUCCCAUUCUCAAACAGCUUUACCAGAGGAGGCAUGUGGGCUAGCCUGCGCUCCAGCAGCAGACUCAGUCAUCACCCGUUGACAGGAGACGUGGGCGCCAGACUAGCAGGGAAGGAUCUGGCGCCCCCUGCAGGUAGCAGCAGUCUGCAGGCGCAGCUCCUGAAACAGCAAGCUGCUCUCUAUGUCUUCGGAGAAAAGUCACAUUUAAGGGGCCUCAGAGUGGACUCCUCUCUGAACUGUGAACUGGUGCCAGUGGACUUUGCAGACACACGGCAGGUCAAGGCCUCUUUUAAAAAGCUGCUGAGAGCCUGUGCUCCCAGCGCCACCUCGUCUGACUCAGAGGACUCCUUCCUCAAGGCCUUGGAGGACUCUGAAUGGAUCCUGCAGCUUCACAAGAUCCUGCAGCUGGCACUGAUUCUGGUGGAGCUUCUGGACAGCGGCUCAUCUGUGCUCCUCAGCCUGGAGGACGGCUGGGACAUCACUACACAAGUGGUGUCUUUGGUGCAGCUGCUGAGCGAUCCUUUCUACCGCACUCUGGAGGGUUUCCAGGUGUUGCUGGAGAAAGAGUGGCUGUCCUUUGGCCACAAGUUCAGCCAGCGGAGCAACCUGAGUCCUAGCAGCCAGGGGGGCGGCUUCACACCCAUCUUCCUGCAGUUCCUGGACUGUGUGCACCAGAUUUUGGAGCAACAUCCUCUGGAGUUUGAGUUUAAUCAGUAUUAUCUGAAGUUCCUGGCCUAUCAUCACAUCUCUAACCGCUUCAAGAACUUCCUGUUGGACUCAGACUAUGAGCGCUUGGAACAUGGCACGUUGUUUGAGGACAAAGGUGAUAAGCAGGCCCGGAGAGGCAUCUGUAUCUGGGAUUGCAUCAACAGGAUGCACAGGAGGAGUCCCAUCUUCUUCAACUAUCUGUACAGCCCCUCAGAGAGUGAUGUGACCCUGAAGCCUUCAAUCAGCAUCCCCAGUCUGAAUAAAUGGGACUACUUCACGGAUGAGUCUCUGUCCACGGGGCCAUGUUACGACUGGAGGAUGAUGGCUGCGAGGUCAGAGAGCUCAGAGGAGGUAGACUCACUCUCCAACAGUAAGAGGAGGAUCGUGUGGCCGUGUUACAGCAGCGUGGGCCGCGCCCAGCCUGACGCCAUCACCAAACUCCUCCAUGAUGUCAGCAGGCUGGAGGGUGAGCUGAACCAGGCCUCUGAGAAAUGGCAGACAACUCUGGAGAGAGUCCGAAUCAGCGUUCAGGAAGACCUUGCACAAGAAGGAAAUCUACGUAAACAGUCGGCGGUGUCCAUCUCAGGCCUCAUUCCCACGUCCAGCCUGCAGGCCUUCCAGCGGCGCUCCAUGCUGCACCUGCCAGACAGUGGGUUGGGCGAAGACCGCAGUACUGCCGCAGCCAACGGAAUCAACCGCCGCGCCGCAACACUAUACAACCAGUUCACCCCCAAGAGCGAGGAGAACAGGUCGUACGAGGGGAUCCUGUAUAAACGUGGAGCGCUGCUGAAAGGCUGGAAACCUCGCUGGUUUGUAUUGGACAUCACGAAACACCAGAUGAGGUACUACGACACCGGAGAGGACACAAACUGCAGAGGCCACAUCGAUCUGGCAGAGGUGGAGUCUGUGAUGAUUGCCACGCCCACUAUAGGAGCUCCCAAACACAUCAGUGAAAAGGCUUUCUUUGACCUGAAGACCAGCAAGCGAGUCUACAACUUCUGCGCUUCCGACGCGCCCAGCGCUCAGGUGUGGAUGGACAAGAUCCAGAACUGCAUCUCUGAUGCCUGAGCAGCGAACCUCGCAGCCUGAAUGCUGACGUUAACAUCGUGACUAUUAGAGGCCGCGUCAGGUGGUUGAGAGCAGAGAUGAGACAGCCGCUCGACUCAGCUUCCAGAUGUCUUUAAUUCGGGGACCACAGUGAACAAAGUGCCUGGUAGCGGAGGACCGUCCACCUGUCUGCCUAGUCACAGCCUAGCAGCUGGUCGGGCUGUCGUCACUCCGCUUCAGUUGGAGUCGGUCGAACAUGUUGGUCUCUGCUGUCAGCUCCCUCCUCCGUGCCUCCGACGGGGAUGAAGUGAAGAUAAGCUGAUGUUUUAGGGGACUGCACUACCAAGGAAAUGCUAUCCUACUUAAGCUGUAAAUAGAUCGAAGCAAUAUCACUGGCCAUUCAAACUGUGGGUUCAAUUUUAGACUUAAAAAAUUUAGAAAAUAGCCUAUAAAAUCAUUUCUAUCAGAUAUUUUACUACGAGGAAAAGGUUAUUGCUGCUUAAAGAAACGUAUGAUCUGCCAAAAACUCAGAGAUUUUAAUGCACAACAUGAAAAAGCAAUUUGUUUGCACUUAGCUCCUAAGUAUGCACUCCUUAUCAAAUAUAGAUUUUCUAACAGAUGCAGACAGCGAGGCUACAGGCAUUACUUUACAGUGUACAUACGUUUCAUCAAGACAGAGUCAUUGAAAAGAAUUUGCACAGUGAGUUCAAAAGAGUUACCUGACAUUUUUUCUAUUUAAAUACGUGACGUUUCUCUAUUUUGUUGAAUGUUUUAUUGACUUCUGGAUAACACACGUGUCUCAUGUAAUGUAAAUUAUUAUUUUUUAUUAAAAGUGUAACUGUGUACGUGUGGUGGCUUCAUGUUUUCUUUUUUUGUUGUAAAUACCUGUGUGACAUUUCAUUUUAUAUACUGUAUGAUGUACUGAACAUAAGUAUACUUUUCUAACCUUAAUUCUAAUGUGACCAACAAGUCUCUUUUUUAAAUGUGUUGUCAUUGGUGCAAAAACCUGAGUGGCCUGUUCCCUGUUUGUUUGUGAUGAAACCUCGUUCUUAAAAAUGAAACGGAGACUGUUUUCUUUGUCCGUUCAGAUUGUCCAGGCAGGCUCUGUGUCUUUUAAGGGCUUUUAAAGAAGUAAACAAAUAUAUCAUGUAGGACAUGGUGGUUUUCAGAGAUCCUCGUCUCGUCUGUUCCAUUUGUGCAACCGAUACAGUUUCAUUAAAGAAAAAAUAAAUGCAAAUGAAACUACUCAAAGAUGUCAAAAGCUUUUUUUGUUACUGUAUCUUCGUACCAUGUUUUGUGGUGACACUAACUUUUUGGAAAUAAACCAAACAUACUUGAAACUA